CACUGCCAGCCUGCCUGGGUAACUGGACUUUGCAUGGAGCUGGAAGGGUGUUUUUAAAAAGGAGGGAAGCAGAAGAGAACAGCUCAAGAAUCUUGGCUCAGCCUGGGCAUAUUUCCUCCUAACUCUGGCUAAACCUCAGCAUGAACGGCUGGACGGAGGAGUCGAUGCGAAGCCGGGGAGGGAGGCUGCAGGGCUCUCCACCAGGACUACAGCAGAGCUUGGAGAGGCUGAAACCAUGCUUUUCCUUUGGGCACUGGCAUUUAUUUUAGUCCUGCAGGAGCAAGAUCUUCUAGCUGCUGCAGACCCUGUCAGUACGUUACCUGGAAGUUUGGGAAGAGGGAGCUGGUGUAACGAACAUGAUACGAUCCACAAACGCUUAGAUAUUAUUGAAGAGAAGGUAAUAAAAACAGUGGAGCAUCUAGAAUCAGAAGUCAAAUCGCUCCUCAACAUCAUCAGUGAGACAACAUCAAAUAUCCCCAUUGCUCCAGGAACCCCACUUAUAGACAUUUUUGAUGAUACCAGCUGAGCACUGUGAAGACAGAAGACAGCUGAAUGUUAACAGUAUGGUUGUAAUAAACAGUAGGCAUUUUUGUUCAUUUAAUAAGCUUGUGUUUCCAGAAUUUGAGCAGGGAUGAACGAUCCUCAGCUGUAGUUUGCCUUCUGUGUUCCUGUGCUUUAUAAUAAACAGGUAUUUGCUUU
Molecule: messenger RNA, 699 nt
Organism: Harpia harpyja (harpy eagle)
Lineage: Eukaryota; Metazoa; Chordata; Aves; Accipitriformes; Accipitridae
Gene: PLAC9
Product: placenta associated 9
Exons: 4
Coding region: 236-526 (96 amino acids)
Source: RefSeq, a predicted model, not a curated record